AUGGACGUAAGAUUUUAUCCACCUCCAGCCCAGCCCGCUGCUGCUCCCGCUGCUCCCUGUCUGGGACCUUCUCCCUGCCUGGACCCCUACUAUUGCAACAAGUUUGACGGUGAGAACAUGUAUAUGAGCAUGACAGAGCCGAGCCAGGACUAUGUGCCAGCCAGCCAGUCCUACCCUGGCCCAAGUCUGGAAAGUGAAGACUUUAACAUUCCACCCAUCACACCUCCUUCCCUUCCCGACCACUCUCUGGUGCACCUGAAUGAGGUGGAGUCAGGGUACCACUCCCUCUGUCACCCCAUGAACCACAACGGCCUGCUCCCGUUCCAUCCGCAAAACAUGGAUCUGCCAGAGAUCACCGUGUCCAACAUGCUGGGCCAGGAUGGCACACUGCUCACCAACUCCAUCUCUGUGAUGCAAGAUAUUGCAAGCACCGAAGGAGCUCCGUACGGCUCCCAUCCUCAGAUUGCAGCCAUGAGGCCAAGAGGCCAGCCAACAGACAUCAGACAGCAGGCAAGCAUGAUGCAGCACGGCCAGCUGACCACCAUCAACCAGUCCCAGCUGAGUGCACAGUUGGGUUUGAACAUGGGAGGAAGCAACGUUCCCCACAACUCUCCUUCUCCCCCUGGGAGCAAGUCUGCAACCCCUUCGCCUUCUAGCUCCGUGCAUGAAGACGAGGGUGAAGACACCUCCAAGAUCAAUGGUGGAGAGAAGCGGCCUGCCUCUGAUAUGGGGAAAAAACCAAAAACUCCCAAAAAAAAGAAGAAGAAGGACCCUAAUGAGCCCCAGAAGCCCGUGUCUGCCUACGCUUUGUUCUUUCGAGAUACUCAGGCUGCCAUCAAGGGCCAAAAUCCGAAUGCAACUUUUGGUGAAGUUUCUAAGAUUGUGGCUUCCAUGUGGGAUGGCCUCGGAGAAGAACAGAAACAGGUCUACAAGAAGAAAACUGAGGCGGCGAAGAAGGAGUACCUGAAGCAGCUAGCAGCUUACAGAGCCAGCCUCGUAUCCAAGAGCUACAGUGAUCCUGUGGAUGUGAAGACGUCUCAGCCACCCCAGCUGGUCAACUCAAAGCCAUCGGUGUUCCACGGGCCCAGCCAGGCCCACUCAGCUCUGUACCUAAGUUCUCACUAUCACCAACAACCAGGAAUGAAUCCUCACCUCACCGCCAUGCACCCAAGCCUCCCCAGGAACAUAGCACCCAAGCCGAAUAACCAAAUGCCAGUGACUGUCUCCAUAGCCAACAUGGCUGUGUCCCCACCACCGCCCCUCCAGAUCAGCCCGCCUCUUCACCAGCACCUCACCAUGCAACAGCAUCAGCCUCUCGCCAUGCAGCAGACCCUCGGGAGCCAGCUCCCCAUGCAGGUCCAGUCUGCCUUACACUCGCCUACCAUGCAACAAGGAUUUACUCUUCAACCCGACUAUCAGACGAUUAUCAACCCUACAUCUACAGCCGCACAAGUUGUCACCCGAGCGAUGGAGUACGUGCGCUCUGGGUGCAGAAAUCCUCCCGCGCAGCCGGUGGACUGGAAUAACGAGUACUGCAGUAGUGGGGGCAUGCAGAGGGACAAAGCGCUGUACCUCACCUGAAAACCUCACCGCCUCUCUUUUCCACUGAGGAGUUCAGGGAAGUCUUUUCAUCGCGGAUUGCAGUUCUUCAUUUUAUUAGAAAAUUCAAGUUGCUAAGCACUUAGGACCAUGUGAGCUUGUGGGUCACCCACUCUGGAAGAAAAUAGUCAUGCUUCGUUAUUAUUUUUUUAAUCUUUUCUGGACAUUGUUCCUCUUCCCUGCAGGAAGAAUGGACAGUUCUGAUUUCUGUUGGGUUUGCUGUGA
Arvicola amphibius (Eurasian water vole) is the source of this 1824-nucleotide messenger RNA. It is a transcript of the gene Tox, whose product is annotated as thymocyte selection associated high mobility group box. The record is from RefSeq and is a predicted model, not a curated record. Gene Ontology annotation, molecular function: chromatin DNA binding. Gene Ontology annotation, biological process: regulation of transcription by RNA polymerase II; leukocyte differentiation. The transcript is spliced from 9 exons. Gene Ontology annotation, cellular component: nucleus. The coding region runs from base 1 to 1581 and encodes 526 amino acids. Lineage: Eukaryota; Metazoa; Chordata; Mammalia; Rodentia; Cricetidae.